This is a messenger RNA of Vitis riparia (riverbank grape), 1223 nucleotides long. RefSeq names its product zinc transporter ZTP29. The record is from RefSeq and is a predicted model, not a curated record. Lineage: Eukaryota; Viridiplantae; Streptophyta; Magnoliopsida; Vitales; Vitaceae. The transcript has 12 exons. The coding region runs from base 143 to 973 and encodes 276 amino acids. Gene Ontology annotation, biological process: zinc ion transmembrane transport. Gene Ontology annotation, molecular function: zinc ion transmembrane transporter activity. Gene Ontology annotation, cellular component: membrane.
CCCAUAUUUAAACCCUAAACCUCAUCUAAAUAGUAUGCCUUCUGCAUCUCCCUCAACCUGCUCUCAAAACCCUGGAUUUUUUUCUUCAAAUUUGUGAGAUUUUUAUCUUUUCUUUUCGGAUUUUUAGAGGCGGAGAGCAUCAAUGGAUUCUCAGGUCAUGGUUGCUCUUGGUCUGUCACUUGUGGGCGGAGCGAGUACUUCUAUAGGUGCACUUGUUGUAAUUCUUAAUGAGACUCCCAACCUGAAGAUGCUUGGGCUUUUACAGGGAUUUGCUGCAGGUCUCAUGCUGAGCAUAUCUUUCCUAGAUUUGGCUCAUAAUGCUUUGAACUCCAUCGGCUUCUUAAAAGGAAACCUUUGGUUCUUUGCGGGUGUCGUUUUCUUUGCUGUUGUGGUUGGUUUUAUCCCAGAGCCAACACUUGCUCCCAGUUCAGAUGUGAAAAAUAAGAAGAAAAAUGGGGUUGAAGGGCAACAGGACACUAUGAAAAAACAUCGGCGCCAAGUUUUAUUCAGUGGAAUUAUCACAGCAGUAGGCAUAAGCUUGCACAAUUUUCCCGAGGGAAUGGCUGUGUUCCUUGGAUCAAUGAAGGGCCUUCGGGUUGGACUAAACUUGGCACUGGCCAUUGCUUUGCACAACAUCCCAGAGGGUGUUGCUGUUGCACUUCCUGUUUAUUUUGCAACACAGAGCAAAUGGCAGGCCUUCAAACUGGCAACUCUUUCUGGCUUUGCUGAGCCCCUGGGUGUUAUAAUUGUAGCCUAUCUGUUCCCAAGCAGCUUGAAUCCAGAAAUUCUUGAGGGCCUGUUAGGAUCAGUUGGUGGAGUGAUGGCUUUUCUUACCUUGCAUGAAAUGCUGCCAUUGGCAUUUGACUAUGCUGGGCCAAAGCAAGCUGUCAAGGCAGUCUUCUUUGGAAUGGCUUUCAUGUCUGCAAGCCUUUAUUUUCUUGAAAUCAGCUUACCCAAAGAUAUGAGCUUGUAGCUAUUGGGGGAACUGCCAGUGUUUCACAAUGUUGUACAUUCCUGGAACCAUCAUAACAGGGCUGCUAAUGGUACUUGGCUGCAGCAUAUUUCCUGUUAACCUUCUUGCAAUCUCUCCCCAUCAUAUCCCAAAAGCUGAGAAGAUAUGGCUUCCUUGGAUAGCAGCUGUUUGUUAUCACCCAUGGAAAAACUAUGUACUUUUAUCGCACUUUCAAUGGAUAAACCGAAAUAUGUUUAGCUUUUACAGAAAA